This is a messenger RNA of Carassius gibelio (silver crucian carp), 5611 nucleotides long. Its product is annotated as sodium/potassium-transporting ATPase subunit beta-1-interacting protein 2. The record is from RefSeq and is a predicted model, not a curated record. Bases 775 to 1401 code for a protein of 208 amino acids. Lineage: Eukaryota; Metazoa; Chordata; Actinopteri; Cypriniformes; Cyprinidae. The transcript is spliced from 7 exons. Gene Ontology annotation, biological process: regulation of sodium ion transport.
AGGGACGUCCAGGUCCUCAUCUGCGCUCUGUACAGCAUCAGCACCAGCCGCUACGUGAGAAACAACCCGAGUCGCAUCCCUGCGGAGAGGAGCACCGCGUGCGCUUCAUUCAAUCUGGAGCGUCAGAUGGUGCAAGAUGCAACGCUUCUUUGUCCUCCUCUACACCCGGACUGUUCAAGUUAACACUGGAAUGGACCAAUAUUAGUUAAGGGACUCGAGAAUACAUAUUUAUGUUGCACUGAAAGGGCUCCUAGGACGCGCGCUUGGAUUAUUGUCCUAAUAUCACAAUUCCCGUGGAUUUCCUACAUGUGCAACUAAACACACACGCCGCGGCUUCCAGAGCAAUAAAGCAAAUCAUCGCCUCCUAAAAUGUGUUAAUUCGGUUUCUUUCUCGCGAGGGAGGAGCAAUGAGAUCGUAAACAACACUGGGUGGCUUUGUUUCUCGGACAGGACCCGUGGAAGAUCACAUUGACAUGUCUUUCAGUGCUGGAUUUGGAGCUACCGUUAUUUCUCCACUAACUUAGGGAAGUGUUUUUCGUAUAUCUUUGAGUUUGCAUUAGAGCUCAGUUCUACUUUUCUAACAAACACAUGCAGUUUUCUUCAUAUCUUCUUCCUACAUUGUGGAGUGUUUGGGAUGCUUUUAUCAGAAGGGCGUAUUUGAUUCGCCUCUGUCGCCUUUGUAGCGAAGAAAGACCCCUCUAAACCCAUUGCCUCGGCAUUAUCUUGUGGAGUUACAGCGACCCACGUGGAAACACGGACUCGACGGAGGGCAAGAUGGGCUGUUGCAGUGGUAGAUGCACGCUGGCAUUUAUAUGUGGCAUGCAAUUGAUCAGCAUCCUGGAGCGACAGAUAUUUGAUUUCCUUGGAUACCAGUGGGCUCCAAUCCUCACAAACUUCAUCCAUAUCAUCACAGUGAUUCUAGGUCUCUUUGGGACAGUACAGUUCAGACCGCGAUAUGUGACCGGGUAUGCAGUCUGGUUGGUGCUGUGGGUCGCCUGGAACGUCUUCAUCAUCUGUUUCUAUUUGGAAGUGGGUGACCUUUCAAAGGACACAGAUCUGAUUAUGACAUUCAACAUCUCCAUGCAUCGCUCCUGGUGGAUGGAGAACGGCCCGGGGUGCAGGGUGACCCCGGUGACCCCUCCUCCCUCCUGGGCCCCGGAGGACCAUCGCUACAUCAGCAUCACCGGCUGUCUGCUGGAGUACCAGUAUGUGGAGGUGGCCCACAGUUCCUUGCAGAUUAUCCUUGCUCUUGCUGGGUUCAUCUAUGCCUGUUAUGUUGUGAAGCUCAUUUCAGAAGAGGAGGACAGCUUUGACUUUAUAGGAGGGUUUGAUUCAUAUGGUUACCAAGGGCCACAGAAGACGUCACAUUUGCAACUACAACCAAUGUACAUGUCAAAGUAAAAGGAUAACUGCCUUAUCAGCCAAUCAAAACGAUGAACUGAUGUUUGAACUUGUCUUUCUACGUAAAUGUCUUAACAUGAUAGUGUCUUACGGAUUGUCGGAGGAACACAGAACCGACACUUCAACCUCAAAGACUCCAAGUGGAUUUUCUUUGUCUACGCCCAGCCCUUCCUCCACCAGAGCGCUGCCAUCAGGCACGAGAGAGCCCUCAUGUGGCCGACCCCCUCUCAUCAUUAGCAGUGUGAAACGGAGGAGCAGAUUGAGUCAGUGUCUGUGGAUAGAUCUGCAAUAAGAAAGACUUGGAAUCGUGCAAUGGUACACCGAGAUGAUAUAGUGUCAGUGUCUCCAACUGACUUUCACGGAAACCAUCCAUACUUAAAGAAUGUUCAUUAAAUAGUCAGUAUGACAUUAGUUAUCUAGUCCUACAAUCUUUCAAAUGGUCUCUUGAGUGGAGAGUCAUUAUUCCAGUUGUGUUUACAAAGGGUUAUUCCAAGCAUCGGAAUUACCAUCUGUGUUUAAUUGCAACCCAAGUCAGUUUUUCUUCUUUCUCCUGGAUGUACUUGUCUUGAAAGUGCCAAGAACAGUUACGUAAAAAAAAAACUAAAAAAAAUCAAAUAAAGAAAUCAGUAGCUGCUAAGAGAUUCAUAUUUUUUUGGAGUUACGAAACUAUGAUUUUAUCCGUUCGACGUCACCAUGGGAUCACCCGUAUUUGUUUGCAUGAGGUGUCCAAAUCUGUUGCGUAUUUAAUAUCUUUCAGCUAGACAUAGGCUGACCUUGGAACGGGUAACAGACGCUCCAAAAGGUUACGUGUGAAUAUUGUUGUUUUUUAAGACGGUGUUGAGUCUUGUUAACAAGAUAACGGAUAGAAAACCAAUUGUAACUUCUUUCUAUUUUAAGCCUUUUUUAACGUGUGCCAGUGUUCACUCUUUUCUAGUAGACUAAUAAUUUAUUAUGGUGUGUAAGUGGGCCUUUCUUUUCAAUAUUCCUGUACAUACUGAGGGGGGUAGGGAUAGAGAUGCAGUAUUUCUAGUGAUGUGACAUGAGAAGAGGUGUGAGGAAGAGUCUAAUCUGGUUAGAACGCUUUGUUUUGUGUAGUAACAGGACCCCAAGAGUAACGAGUUUUCGUUCCCCAAUAUUUAGGCGAAAGGGAUAGAAUCGCGCAAAGUGCUGAAGCUAUUCAGGUGUUUUAGCUGUUCUGUAUAACUUCUUUUGUUACUUGCCUCGUGAAUGAAUAUCAAACAAGAGUUUCUUUUAAUGCUGCACUUUCAAUUGCCUAAAAUACUGUGCAUAUUGUAGCCCUUGGAUGAUGCGUGAAAGCAAGAAAUGUCUUCAUUUUGCUCAAACUACCAUGCCAAAGCGCAGCUGAGUAACAUAUCCCCCCCCCCAACAGAUAAUGUGUAUUUCUCCACUGUAUAUUAUCUUUUCCCUUAAACUGAUUCUAGUAACUGUGUGGAGUUGGCAUAUGUAUGCGGUAUGGUGUCGAAUAUUCUGAGAGAAAGUGCCUAAAAUGACAUCCUGUUAACAUUCCAAUAAAUAAUGUUCCAAUAAAUGGCAAUCUGCUCUCACCCCGAACGGCUGUACAUAAACAGAGGGUCUGACUGAACUGGGUUUCAUCAAACACCUUGUGAACUGCACUGGCAAAGCUAAGUGGCUUUGAUAAUUAAUAAAGAUAUUUUAGCUGCGCCACUCUCCAGACCUCACUGGCAAAUAAUUCCCUGCAGUCCCUUGCUGCAAUCGUUCUGCAUCUGACCCGAUAUGGAGUGAUAGAUGUUUGUAUGGGUACUGCAAUUAAUCAGAAUGAUGACACUAGGAAAGGAAAGCUGUAUGGGCAUGUCUCUCAGAACCAGACUUUUAUUUUUGUAUUUUAAUUUGUAUUAAUAAGGGAGAUUAUUAUAUAAUUUAUCUUAAAUUAUAUUAUUUAUUAGAAUACUGUAAUGCACAAACAUCACAAUCUCAUUACUGUAAUGCAAUAAUAAUAUCAAAAGUAGAAUAUUACAGUAAUGAAAGUCUUGAUAGAAUAACCAUUAAGAAUAUUGGGAACUUAAAAAAACAAACAAAAUUGGUAACAAAAAAGAAGCAGCAGGAAAUGUUAUAACAGUAAUGUUAUAAAAUAUCUUAAAUGUCUUAUAUAAUUAAAUCAUAAAAAGGGGACCUUAAUAAUUAAAUAAAAAGCAUUGAAUUUAUUUGCAAAUUACUUAAAUGCCUCCUGAUAUAUAUAUACACUGAUCAAGCAUCACAUUACGACCACUGACAGAAUAACACUAAUUAACUCUUCAUCACUGCAUCUGUUAGUGGGUGGGAUAUGUAAACAUUUUGUCCUCAAAGUUGAUGUGUUAGAAGCAGAAAAAAAUGGGUAAGCAUAAAGAUUUGAGCGAGUUUGACAAGGGCCUAGGAUAGAUGACUGGGUCAGAGCGUCUCAAAAACUGCAAGCUCUUGUGGCCUGUUCCCAGUCUGCAGUGGUCAGUAUCUAUCAAAAGAGGCCCAAGGAAGGAACAGUGGUGAACUGACGACAGGUUCAGGGCUCAUUGAUGCACAUGGGGAAUAAAGGCUGGCCGGUGUGGUCUGAGCCAACAGAUGAGCUACUGUAGCUCAAACUGCUCAAGAAGUUAAUGCUGGUUCUGAUGGAAAGCUGUCAGAAUAUACAGUGCAUCACAGUUUGUUGUGUAUGGGGCUGCAUAGCCACAGACCAGUCAAGGUGCCCCUGCUGACCCCUGCCCACUGAAGAAAGUGCAAACAGUGGGCAUGUGAGCAUUAGCAAUGGACCUCGGAGCAAUUGAAAAAGGUGGCCUGCGAAUGACAUUUUCUUUUACAUCACAUGGAUUGCCGGGUGCUUGUGCGUCGUACCUGGGGAAAACAUGGUAUCAGGAUGCAUUAAGGGAAGAAGGCAAGCUGGCAGAGGCAGUGUGAUGCUUUGGGCAAUUCUCUGCUGGGAAACAUCCAUAUGGAUGUUACUUGACACGUACUGUACCACCUACCUAAGCAUUGUUGCAGACCAUGUACACCCUUUCAUGUAAACAGUAUUCCCUGGUGACUGUGGCCUCUUUCAGCAGGAUAAUGUGCCCUGCCACAAAGCAAAAAUGGGGAUCAUCAGGAAUGGUUUGAAGAGCACAACAACAAGUUUGAGGUGUUGACCUGGCCUUCCUCAGAUCUCAAUCCAAUCGAGCAUCUGUGAGAUGUGCUAAACACCUUUCCAUAGGCCCCACCUUGCAACUUACAGGACUUAAAUGAUCUGCUGUUAACAUUUAGGUGCCAGAUACCACAGCACAGCUUCAGGAGUCUAGUGGAGUCCAUGCCUCGACAGAUGAGGACUGUAUUGGCAGCAAAAGUGCUGUUUUGACUAACAUAUUAUUAGGAAGGUGGUCAUAAUGUUAUGCCUGAUCGGUUUAUAUAUGUAUAUAUAUAUAUGUGUGUGUGUGUGUGUGUGUGUGUGUGUGUGUGUGUGUGUGUGUGUGUGUGUGUGUGUGUGUGUGUGCGUAAUUUAAUUGUGGAAUUAUUUUAUUGAUUUUACUUUUUUAUUAUUUGGAGUUUGGGGUAGUUUCUUAUGUUUAUGCUUAUGCCUAAACUACUCAAAGAUGAGCAGAUUCCAAAAGAUUGAGACUUGCAACAGUCUAUCAUACUUUCAAGACAUUUGUAAAUACAUCCUGAUUCAACAUGGUGCUUGAUUAGACUUUAUCAUAUUUAAUAAACAGGGCAAAGUUAAAGCAAAAAAAAAUUUUUUUAAAUAAAAAGCAUGUUCUGCUUCUCAAUAUACUUGCAAGGCACAUUCUAAGCUUACAUGAGAUUUACCCAGCAUUAAUACAUGUAAAACAAGACUUGACAAUGUUAAAUGUCAAAUUUGAUCAAAUCAUACUUAUGAGCUGAAAGAAGCCUGAAUGAAAAUGAAUACCGUUCUAGUUCAGGAAAUCCUGCAUGGUGCUUCUACCCAGGAGUGCUCUAACCAAAACUGGGAAUAAAAAAUAUGGAUUCAGAAAUUGGUUUAAAUUCUUGUGAAGUGUACAACAUGGUCCGAUCAAAAUAGCAAGUCAUUAAAUGGUCCACUAUGAUAUUGUCAAACAAAUGACACUCAUGGUAGAUGCUUUAAGCAGCUUUCCAGGUUGAUUUCAUUGGGUUCUGUGCUUUUUUUUUUGUUUUGAACAGGUAGGAAUUUUCUAUUUCUGUAACUUUUAAAGAAUGACUGUAAAUAAAACCAGACUGUGUCAUUGACUCUUUA